AUGUAUCCGAAAUCGUCUGUGCUCGUUUCGCUGCUGUUGGUCUUUUUAAAGGUCCAAAAUGCCCACUCUGCCUUCGAGUUUAGAAAUCUCAAGUGCACUUCCUUCGACGAAUCAUUUUCAUCAUUUGAGUUUUGCUAUCUAAAGUCUGUGAAUAGAACAUACAAAUACGGAUCUUUGAAAGUAAAACUUCACAAAGUGCCCAUAACUCAAAUAAAAUUAAAUUUCGCCAUAUAUCGACGGCUGAACGGCUAUAAGCCAUUCCUCUACAACGUAACGGUCGAUGGGUGCAAAUUUAUGACAAAUCAAAAAUAUUCUCCUGUGACAACAUUCAUUUUCAACCUCUUUAGUCCCUAUUCCAACAUAAAUCAUUCAUGUCCCUUUGACCAUGACAUCAUAGUUGAAAAAGUGCCGUGUUCGUAUUUAGACCAACAAUUGUCAGAUGUAUUGCCGUUUCCAAAAUCUGCCUAUGGAUUUUUUAGCGAUUGGUAUGCUUACGGCAUAAAAUGGGCAUCGGUUAAUCCUUAUGGCACUCUCACCUAG
Messenger RNA from Drosophila takahashii, 540 nucleotides. The record is from RefSeq and is a predicted model, not a curated record. Lineage: Eukaryota; Metazoa; Arthropoda; Insecta; Diptera; Drosophilidae.